Molecule: messenger RNA, 726 nt
Organism: Helianthus annuus (common sunflower)
Lineage: Eukaryota; Viridiplantae; Streptophyta; Magnoliopsida; Asterales; Asteraceae
Exons: 1
Coding region: 1-726 (241 amino acids)
Biological process (GO): telomere maintenance; DNA repair
Molecular function (GO): DNA helicase activity
Source: RefSeq, a predicted model, not a curated record
AUGCAUGACAUUUUCAAUAUCGGGAAUUCAUGCAAAUCUGAUGUCCUAUUUGGAGGUAAGGUUUUCAUUUUUGGUGGUGACUUUCGACAAAUAUUACCUGUUGUUCCAAAUGGUGGAUGGCUAGAGAUCGUGAAUGCCUCAUUAUGUUCGUCGUAUUUGUGGAGAAAAUGUAAGUUGCUGAGGUUAAUUAGAAACAUGAGGUUAACCAUUGGAAGAUCUACAUUGGAAAUUCAAGAGAUUAAUAAUUUUGCGAAAUGGCUUUUGGAUGUGGGUGAGGGAAACGUUCGUGGUUCGAAUGAUGGAGAAGCAACAAUCGAAAUAUCACCGGAUCUUCUAAUUGACAGCUCAUCUGACCCAAUUUCUAGCCUAAUUGAUUGUGUUUAUCCGUCAAUCUUGGACAACUACAAUGAUCGUAAUUACUUUAGAGAUAAGGCUAUACUUGCGCCUAAGAAUGAGGUUGUCCACGAGAUUAAUGACAGAUUGUUUUCGCUAUUCCCAGGUGAUGAAAAAGAGUAUCUUAGUUCUGACAGUCUUUGCCUUACUGAAGAUGCAAAUCCUACACAACAAAGAAUAUACUCACCAGAUGUGCUCAAUGGUCUUAAAGUAUCUGACUUACCAAAUCAUAGGUUAGUGCUUAAAGUUGGUUUUCCAGUAAUGCUAUUACGAAAUAUUAACCAACGAAAUGGUUUCUGUAACGGUACAAGGUUAAAGGUUACAAAACUUUAA